Messenger RNA from Betta splendens (Siamese fighting fish), 8844 nucleotides. RefSeq names its product microtubule associated serine/threonine kinase 2 (gene mast2). Gene Ontology annotation, cellular component: microtubule cytoskeleton. The record is from RefSeq and is a predicted model, not a curated record. Gene Ontology annotation, biological process: intracellular signal transduction; peptidyl-serine phosphorylation. Gene Ontology annotation, molecular function: magnesium ion binding; protein serine/threonine kinase activity; ATP binding. The transcript is spliced from 30 exons. The coding region runs from base 1145 to 6652 and encodes 1835 amino acids. NCBI's taxonomy places the organism in Eukaryota, Metazoa, Chordata, Actinopteri, Anabantiformes, Osphronemidae.
GGAGGUGGAGCACCAGUCCUCCCUCCAUUCAUUGUGAGCAAAGUCUCUGUCUCCUGCUCGCACCUGAUUGGCCGCCUCUGCAGAGAGAGAGAGAGAGGGAGAGAGAGAGAUGUAAAGCGUGCAGUGAAAGAGCAGGGGAGGAGUUGGAGCGUGUGAGCAUACUGACACAUCAGAGCGAGGAAAGAAAGCAACAACACGAGAGACGGAGAAAUGUGAAGAGCAAAACGCAGAAAAGGAUCUGUUCCCAGGCCUCAUCUGCUUCUCGCUGAGGGAGGGCAGCAGCUCCACGCUCAUCAUCACCUUCAGCCUUCAGUCGGAUCUCCUCAGCAAAGACAGAGCCAUGCAGGAGAAGCUGCUGCAGAGGAUGCCAGAGGCGAGGAGGUGACUAGCGUGUGGUGAGGCCUGAGUGCAGUGUGGAUGCAUGUGGGACUCUCGUGGCCUUUACCCGGAUGGAAUCGGUCCCGGCCGGUUGGCACGGAAAGAGAUGUGUGAGGACCGCUGCUAGCAAACAAACAGGCUCUUGUUUCCAGUCCACAUUCUGUCGCCCCGCUGUCCAGCAGCUUAUUGUUGUUUGAAACCCUCGCCUUGUCUCAAACAGUGUGACUGAGUGGGAGCAGGUUUUUCUGAAGUCUUCCGUGCACUGUCUGUCCGUACUGUUGGAGAACUCCUGAAGUCUUGUUUCCCGAUCAGAAAUUGGACUAGUGCCUUAAGGGUGCGAGGUUCUGAAGCAGCGAGCGGCUUCUGUCAGUGGGAGGAGGACGACUGAAGGACCGUGGACUGUGUGUGUGUGGGGGGGGGUUAGGACACGUGCUCUGCUGACUGUCACCUACUCCACAACCAGCUGGAACAAGCUAGGUACCAUGGGAUCGGUCCUAUGAACCAGAAGCAGAGGAAGGUUUGGACAAGUAGACCAGCCUUUAUGCUUAGUGUCCUGAUCCACGUGUCCAAUCACUCACUCUGCAUAAGGAAGGUGUUGGUCUCGCUGUGCUUUGGAUGGAUGGACCUUUGUUGAUACUCGGUGCAUGAAGACGAAGGAACGAGGAGGCUGUCAUGUAAAGCGCAUAGACGUCCAAGAAAGUGCCUGAACUUCGUCUUUGUCCACACAAACCAAAAACAGGGGGAACCUGCCUGAGCUCAACAAGUCAUGGAUGACUCGAGCAUCCUGAGACGCAGGGGACUCCAGAAGGAGCUGAGCCUUCCCAGGAGAGGCAGCUUCUGUCGGACGAGCAACAGGAAGAGCCUGAUCGUGACGUCCAGCACGUCGCCCACGCUGCCCCGGCCGCACUCGCCUCUGCAUGGACACACAGGGACGAGUCCCCUCGACAGCCCACGGAACUUCUCCCCGAACACAGCCGCUCACUUCUCCUUUGUUCCUGCACGAAGCCAUGGACAUAGGGCUGACAGGACGGAUGGCAGACGCUGGUCUCUGGCCUCGUUGCCUUCUUCUGGCUAUGGAACCAACACUCCCAGCUCCACUGUCUCGUCCUCCUGUUCAUCUCAGGAGAAACUGCACCAGCUGCCCUUCCAGCCCACGCCCGACGAGCUGCACUUCCUCACUAAACACUUCAGCUCAGAGAGCAUCACUGAUGAGGAGGGCCGGCGCUCGCCCGCCAUGAGACCGCGCUCCCGCAGCCUCAGCCCCGGCCGCUCGCCCAUCGCCUUCGACCACGAGAUUGUGAUGAUGAACCAUGUGUACAAGGAGAGGUUCCCCAAGGCCACGGCUCAGAUGGAGGAGCGACUGGCUGAGCUGCUCUCCUCCUCGGCCCCGGAGAAGGUUUGCCCGCUGGCCGACGGGGUCCUGAGCUUCAUCUACCAUCAGCUGAUAGAGCUGUCCAGAGACUGCCUGGAGAAAAGCAGAGAGGGCCUCAUCACCUCCCGCUACUUCUACGAGCUCCAGGAGAACCUGGAGAAGCUGCUGCAAGAUGCUCACGAACGCUCGGAGAGCGUGGAGGUUACCUUUGUCACGCAGCUCGUCAAGAAGCUGAUGAUCAUCAUCGCCCGCCCGGCCCGUCUGCUGGAGUGUCUGGAGUUUGACCCUGAGGAGUUCUACCACUUGUUGGAAGCAGCUGAGGGCCAUGCCAAGGAGGGCCAGGGCAUCAAGUGCGACAUCCCCAGAUACAUCAUCAGCCAGCUGGGCCUCACCCGGGACCCCCUGGAGGAAAUGGCCCAGCUGAGCAGCUAUGACAGUGGGAACCCAGAGACGCCCGAGACAGACGACUCCGUGGACAGCCAAGGAACUACAGUCCCAGGACCACCGCCUCAGACUAAAACCAAAACCCCUCGGGAAGAAGACUUUGAAAACAUCAAGCUGAUCAGUAACGGCGCCUACGGUGCUGUGUUUCUGGUGCGUCACAAAGAGUCUCGGCAGCGCUUCGCCAUGAAAAAGAUCAACAAACAGAACCUGAUUCUGAGGAACCAGAUCCAGCAGGCCUUUGUGGAACGAGACAUCUUGACGUUUGCUGAGAACCCGUUCGUGGUCUCCAUGUUCUGCUCCUUCGAGACCAGGAGGCACCUCUGCAUGGUGAUGGAGUACGUGGAGGGUGGAGACUGCGCCACGCUGCUGAAGAACAUCGGCGCUCUGCCGGUCGACAUGGCUCGGAUGUACUUUGCAGAGACUGUCCUCGCGCUGGAGUAUCUGCACAACUACGGCAUCGUGCACAGAGACCUCAAACCAGACAAUCUUCUCAUCACUUCUAUGGGGCACAUUAAGCUGACGGACUUUGGCCUCUCAAAGAUCGGUCUGAUGAGUUUGACGACCAACCUGUAUGAAGGACACAUAGAGAAAGACACCAGAGAGUUCCUGGAUAAACAGGUGUGUGGGACUCCCGAGUACAUCGCCCCAGAGGUGAUCCUGCGCCAGGGCUACGGGAAGCCGGUGGACUGGUGGGCCAUGGGGGUCAUCCUGUACGAGUUCCUGGUGGGCUGCGCUCCCUUCUUCGGAGACACACCAGAGGAGCUGUUUGGGCAGGUGAUCAGUGAUGAGAUCAUGUGGCCGGAGGAGGAUGAGGCUCUGCCCCAGGAGGCUCAAGACCUCAUCUCCAAGCUGCUGAGACAGAACCCUCUGGAGCGACUGGGCACCGGAAGUGCCUAUGAGGUGAAGCAGCACUCGUUCUUCACAGAGCUGGACUGGAACAGCCUGCUGAGGCAGAAGGCUGAGUUCAUCCCCCAGCUGGAGUCCGAGGACGACACCAGCUACUUCGACACUCGUUCGGAUCGGUACCACCACGUGGAUUCAGAGGAGGAAGACGACACCAACGACGACGAACAUGUGGAGAUUCGACAGUUCUCCUCCUGCUCGCCUCGCUUCAGCAAGGUGUACAGCAGCAUGGAGCGUCUGUCGCUACACGAGGAAAAGCGGACUCCUCCUCCCACCAAACGCAGCUUCAGUGAGGAGGGAGGAGAUCGCAUCGACAGCCUGAGCGGCCUGAAGUCCAGGGAUCGAUCGUGGCUGGUGGGAUCUCCAGAGAUACUGAGGAAGCGUCUGUCGGUGUCAGAGUCGUCCCACACAGAGAGCGACUCCAGCCCCCCCCUCACUGUCCGGAGGCGCUGCUGCUCUGCCAUUAUUGAGAUGCCUCGCUUUGCCAUCUCUUCUGAAGAGGAAGGAGGCCAAGGAUUGCCUGGAAGCCGUAAGAGUCCCAGCCUGCAGGGUGCCGUUAGGGGUCCGCGGGGUGACGAGCUCCCCCUUGCCAUCCCAGAGAUCCCUGUGGAGAGGGAGCUGAAGCUGGACGAGUCCCCCACCACCCCGAGCUCCACCUCCAGCCAGCAGAGCAAGGCCACGCUCACACCCGGCAGCUCUGGAGACGUGUGUGACCGCGGUAAUGGCAGCGGUGGCACGGUCGGAUCUGCUAAAGGUUCAGGGAACGAAUCUCCAUCCACUCCGAAGGCAAUCAGUGACCUUGCCGCUCGCAGGGCUCGUCACCGCCUGCUGUCAGGAGAGACAGACAAGCACGUUGCGAUGCCGAGCUCCAGACCAGUCAACAAGGUCAUCAAGUCGGCCUCGGCCACCACCCUGUCCCUGAUGAUCCCCUCGGACCACCAUGGAGCCUCCCCACUGGCCAGCCCCAUGUCGCCUCACUCACUGUCGUCUAAUCCCUCGUCGCGAGACUCCUCCCCGAGCCGGGACCUGUCCCCAGCCGUGAGCAGCAUCAAACCUGCUAUCGUUAUUCACCGAGCGGGAAAGAAGUAUGGCUUCACUCUCAGAGCCAUCCGCGUAUACAUAGGCGACUCCGACAUCUACACGGUGCAGCACAUGGUCUGGCAUGUGGAGGGGGGGGGUCCCGCUCAUGAGGCAGGGCUGAGGGAGGGAGACCUGAUCACUCAUGUCAACGGGGAGCCGGUCCACGGUCUGGUCCACACCGAGGUGGUGGAGCUCAUACUGAAGAGCGGCGCCAAAGUCUCCAUCUCUGCCACCCCAUUUGAGAACACAUCCAUCAAAGUUGGCCCUGCACGGAAAACCAGCAACAAGUCCAAGAUGGCGCGACGCAACAAGAAGACCAAGACCAAGGAGGGACAAGACAGCAAGAAGAGAACAUCUCUGUUCAGGAAGAUCACCAAGCAGGCGUCUCUCCUCCACACCAGCCGCAGUCUGUCGUCUCUGAACCGCUCUCUGUCCUCUGGGGAGAGUGGACCCGGCUCGCCGACACACAACCUUUCACCACGGAGCCCAACACAGGGCUACAGGUCCAUUCCAGACUCCGCCCACUCCGUGGGUGGAAACUCAUCUCAGAGCAGCUCCCCCAGCUCCAGCGUCCCCAACUCCCCCGCCAGCUCAGGCCACAUCCGGCCCAGCUCGCUGCACGGCCUCGCCCCGAAGCUGCAGCGCCAGUACCGCUCACCACGGCGCAAGUCUGCCGGCAACAUCCCCCUCUCCCCUCUGGCCCGCACGCCGUCCCCCACCCCUCAGAGCAGCUCCCCUCAGCGCUCUCCCUCGCCGCUGCCCAGCCACGCUGUGGGCCAGUCCUUCCCCGUCAAGCUCCACUCCUCCCCUCCCCUGGUGAGGCAGAUGUCCAGACCCAAGAGUGCGGAGCCUCCUCGCUCACCGCUCCUCAAACGGGUGCAGUCUGCUGAGAAGCUGGCCGCUUCCCUCUCGAGCUCCCCCUCGUCCUCUUCUGGGGCCGCAGCCGCAGCCGGUGCAGCCGUAGGAAGUCGGAAACACAGUCUGGACAUCUCACACUCGGAGUUUAAAGAGAAGAUUCUGCAGAGGGAACCGAGUCUGCAGAGCCUUCAGGAGGCAGCCAGCGAGGGUCUGCCGUCCUCAGGAGGACGCGGCGUGGAGAAGGGCAGCCUGCAGAAACACCCCUCCUCAUCCAGGAAGCUGGGGCGCCAGGAAGGGGACGGAGCCCUCGGCACGGUGUCCGGCGCUCUGGGUCUGGCUCCUGGGAAGAGCAAGCUGAAGGACAAACUGUCUGCCAUCCGGCAGGACCGAGCCGAGCGCAGGGAGUCGCUGCAGAAGCAAGAUGCCAUCCACGAGGUGGAUUCGUCGGAGGACGAGACAGACGAGGGCUCGGAGGACAGCCAGGACGGACGCAGGGGGGCCACUUUCACCCCGCCCCCACUGCUGAGGCCCACCACUGUGAGAACCGGCCCUGGAGGAACCCUGCCGUCCCUCUGCCUCUCCCCGUGCACCCCCCAUGCCACAUUUAGCCACACGGGCUCCACACAGAUAGGCCGGCCCUCCCCCUCUGUCACAGAAAGCAAGUCUGCACACAGCUCCUCUGCUCCAGGAGCAAAAGACGGGAGCUCCAGCUCCUCAGCAGAAGAUACAAGGCAAGAACGGAAGGUUCUGGAGCCAAGCGGUACCACCAAACCCACUCAGGGUCCCCUUUCCUUCUCCACUCCAGGCAGUGCAUUCAUCUCAGUCAGCAAAGACACCUUCCUUAAGCCAACUCCUCCAGGGGACUCAAAGAGCCUCGCGGGAAAGACUGGACCAGAUCACACCCUGGACAGCCCCAGAACCUCCACCCCCCCCACAGUCAGCACUGCAAGUUCUGCUGACAGCCGGGAGCCCCCCCGCUCCUCCUGCUCCUCUCCAGGCAUCCCCAAGGAGAAGAAGGAGGCCGAUAACCGGAGGCUCUGUGCCGCCGCCGCCGCCGCCGGGCAGGCUGCUUCGUCUCCGCCAGCCUCCAGCUCCCCGGUUCUGCCGUUUGAGAGCGGGGUGGACAGAGUGGUGUCUCAGCUUGCAACCGUAGCUAGAAGCGUUCUGGGACCCGUCAAACUCAGCACUGCUGCAGACAAGAGCGUGAAGGAGCAGAGACCAUCUAGAGGUGGAACCCCAGAGGUCCAUCAGGACCCGCUCUCAUUGUCCCACCUGUCGCCCACCAGGCAGAAGCCUGAGCGCGGGGACUCGCAGAGUGUUUCCCAGAGGUCGACCAAGUCUUCAGCCCAGAAAGACUGUGUGGGCUCAGCAGCGCCGUCCUGCAAAGACGCCCGGGAGGAGCCGGUGCCGAGUCCUGCAGGCAGGGAGGGUUCUGCCCCGCCAGCGCCUGUCCAGCGACCAGCAGCGGGUCGCGCUCCGAACGCCGAACCGCAGCGCAGAAGGUCCGAAGUCCAGGCAGCACCUGCCAGCGACGCCGCCUUCGGAGCCUCCGCCUCCUCCGCCUCCUCCAACUCCUCCAACUCCCAACACGACAAAGCAACCAGCAAGACAACGUAGCAGCAAAUGGACAUGGAGCAGAACAAACUGUACAGAUCACACUUACUCUGCAUGUUUGAGGGGAACAGGAUACAGUAUUAGUAGCUUCACUCUAAGGGACUCAAGGCGAGAGCAGACACCGCGGUCGCCGUGGUUCCCUGCAGCCCUUUCUCUUUCUAGUUCAGUGGUCAGUGCUUGGAGGUUUCAACUCCCACAUCUACUGUAUCUCUUCGCACUCUGUGCUGUUUUGUGCUGCCUUAUUAACUUUGCCUUGUUGUUCAGCAGAGCCUACACUUGCUCACUCCUCAGAUCGGAUCAUCUCCCCACUCUCACCCACGCUGCUGCCCAGCGGAGUCUCAGCAUCUCAGCAAUAAAGUGCAGCUUAGGUUCAAAGGCAUUUCAGCGUCUUUAAGAGGAGUCCGUGCGCUCAGCACCAGCUCGGCCAAAUGUCGGCUGCUGGCACCAGGGACAAAUAUUCCCUGAGCACUGACUGCAGGGGGCUCCAGAACAGGCUCUACUGGUUUGUCCUGCUCAGCUGCCAAGCUGGCCUCGCCCUGGUUGAACCACCACCUGUAACCGUGGACCAACCUGCUGUGUUGUUUGUUAGUUUGCUGUUUGUGAGGGAGAGCGUUGAGCAUGGUUCUCUACCGUCUGUACAUACAAGCAUAUACAAGAAUAUUUAAAGUGUGUUGUGCAUCAGUUUUAUACUUCGAGUGCGUGUGUCAGGAUUCUGACCUGUGUGUGUCUGUUUGGGGCAUCAGGCUUUGCACAAACCUUUCUCUCGUUUGUGUAUUUAAGAAGGAAGAGGAAACCUGCUAGUGAUUGUAGCUGCAUUCUGCCGGUUCUGCAGGAGAAACGCCGCUCCCCCUUCGUGUCUGGACUCCCGGCUCCACUCGCGUCACUGUCAGACACAUUUGAGCUGAAUGUUUACAUAUUGUUUGUUUCUUGACAAUGGAACGUGUUGCCUGUAACAAUCAGAGCUCCUCUGACCAACUGGAUACCGAUCAUAUUGUUUCCGUGUUACUGGAGCUGCGGUGGAGGACGUGGACCGGCGUUUACCUGGUGCCCGUGAUGAGUCAGACUUUCACAGGUCGAGUCCAAAACACUUGAUCCACACGUCAGAGCAGCUUUGUGUUUCGAUUCUGAGUGAGAAGCUGUGUGGAUCGGCCCGUCCAAUGUGUCCUGGGGCCUGUUGGAAGAGUCACACUAGAAGCAGAGUUGUUCUUUCAACUCCACCUAGAGCCAGAAACCACAGGAUUUAGCUUUAAUGGUCACAUUCUCAGCAGGUUCACACCAGAGGGUUGGAGUCAGUGUUGUACACGUUAGUAGUUACUGGUUGAGGUUUUUAUGAGAUGUAGUAGGAGUACCUUUAAAACGAACCACUAAGAAACGUGUAAUAAUGAAGCAGAUAGUGUAUCAGUGACUAAACGCUCCUGUAGCUCCAGACAAAGCUCACACACACUGUCGUUUGUUUGCUUGACUUUGUGCAGUGGUUGUUGAGCCGUAGCGCUUGUGUGUAACCAGAUGAUCUGCUGCCGCCCACACAGAUCCACUGGUUUCAUCGGAUCCAGUGGUGCCACUUCCCCAACUGCUCCCGUGUGGAGUGUGGACUGGUUCCAAUGCAGUGACCGUGUUCUGGACGGAUCCAGCGUUUUCUGACUCCUUGCUGUCAUUGAAUAUGAAGCCAGCGUGGCCUGUUUUGUUGCGUGGACUAAUGAAAGGUUCAGAACAUUUCUUAUUUUCCAAUUGCACCCAAUAACAGACUGAUCAGAUGGGUCCUGGGAGGUUUGUCCACGCGGCUUCUGUCUCCGUUUGGGCUCAGACACCAAAAGGUGCUGGUCCGGUUGAUGUGAAGUGGUUCCGUCACUAAGGAACUUCCACCUCUGACUCAGUCUUUGAGGCACAUAGAUUUAAAGGACUGGGAAUGAAGAGGUGGCAACGCAUCGGUGAUGUUUCAUGUGUUGAGCUUGUGUUUGUGUCUGAUUUUAUUGACUUGAUUAUUGCAGACGAGGGCAGUAUUUCCAAGCUGUGUGUUGUUUGUCAUUAAAGGCCGAUGAGGAGGAGGAGGAAGAAGCUUUGGCUGUUAAAGAGAUAUUGGGAUAAAAACACUGUUAGAGUGAAACCAGUGCAAUAUCUUUUUAUUUUUUAUUGUGGUAAAAGCAUGUUGUUGUCAAUCGUACCUUACAACAAUAAUAAAGGUUUUUUUUUAUGUA